Gigantopelta aegis is the source of this 1240-nucleotide messenger RNA. Its product is annotated as collectin-10-like. The record is from RefSeq and is a predicted model, not a curated record. The coding region runs from base 78 to 1007 and encodes 309 amino acids. NCBI's taxonomy places the organism in Eukaryota, Metazoa, Mollusca, Gastropoda, Neomphalida, Peltospiridae. The transcript has 6 exons.
CUUUCGGUUAUGAUCAAUGUAUAAAGCACGUGGUAGGUUUCACUUACAGCAAUACAGACCUGAGAUCGACGUACAACAUGUUUUGGAAGCUCUAUCUGCUACUGCUGUUCUGCGUUUAUAGCUGUCACACUGGAGAACCACAGAACAUAGCAUUAUGGAAGCCUGCUAAACAAAGUGGUACCUACCGCAGUUCUGCAUAUGUUCAGUUUGCCUUUUUUGCUGUCGACGGCGACUCAAAAGAUCUGUCAUGGCCAUAUUGUGCAUAUACUCUCUGUUCUGGUAAUGUACAACCCUGGUGGCAAGUUGACUUCGAGAAAACCUAUGAAAUUGGUACAGUCACAAUAACACCGGCAUCCGAUUCAGCCACGCUCGUUGAUUUCUUGAUCACUGUAUAUAUGGAAGACCCGACGUCUACUCCUACCACGAAGCCACAACAUUGCUACCAGCACAGUGGUACCGUAACGAGAGGUGCCACAGUUACUGUUCACUGUGACGAGGCUGUCAAAGGACGAUUUCUGAGAAUCACAAAUCACAGAGGUUCCAGUAAUGUCAAGUGUAUCAACAUGGCCCUGUGUGACGUCAAAGUAACAGCUGUAGUGAAGAAGCACUGCCCCAAAGGGUUUGUUCGAAAUGAAGAUUCUUGCUACUGGUUUUCCCCAUAUGCUACAAAAUGGAUCAAUGCCAGGAGCUAUUGUAAGGUUCUGGGUGGUGAUUUGGCCGUUGUUGACAAUCGAGAUACAGACGACUUUCUUGGGGGUUAUCUCAGGAGAAUCGCAAAGAACAAUGCAUGUUACUACCUGGGCGCCAGUGACAUAGCCGUUGAGAACAACUGGAAGUGGGUGGACAGGAAGGACCAUCACAUGCGCUACUCCAACUGGGCAGUGGGCCAGCCACAGUCACAGCAUAUUCAUGAGCACUGUCUGGCCAUGAACGAAAGCUCGCGCUUUAAAUGGCACGAUAUUAUCUGCAAUCUCAAGAAUUACUUCAUCUGUGAAGUGAAGCCAUAAUUUCGUUCUCAGAAUGAAUAAAUAAAUAAAUACAGUCUAACCUAUUUAUAAAGCGACUCAGGGACAUAUUGAAAGGGCUAUCAAAUUUGGCCUUUAAGCACAAUUGGUCUUGGUAUCAACUUUAAAAAAAUGCAUUUGCCUAUAAUAUAAUCGUGAGGGAAUAUAUCUGGGUAGGUGAUUAUUAUCAAAGGAGUCAUUUAUGAAAAAGAUCGACUGUAUCAGUAUAACCAAAA